Lolium rigidum is the source of this 569-nucleotide messenger RNA. Its product is annotated as transmembrane protein 256 homolog. The transcript has 5 exons. The record is from RefSeq and is a predicted model, not a curated record. Bases 81 to 428 code for a protein of 115 amino acids. NCBI's taxonomy places the organism in Eukaryota, Viridiplantae, Streptophyta, Magnoliopsida, Poales, Poaceae.
AAAAAAAAAAAAGUUGAGCAGAGGCAGAGCAACAAGGAAACGAAGACGACGACGACCCGAAGGCGAAGAGGGAGAAGAAGAUGGUGAAGCCCACCGACCCGAUGCUAUGGCACAAGGUGGCCGCCGUCUCCGGUGUUGCUGCUCUUGGACUUGGCACCUACGGAGCGCACAUGUUCCGCCCCCAGAACCCUAGAUACAAGGAGAUUUGGCAGACCGCGUCCCUCUACCAUCUCGUCCACACCGCGGCGUUGGUCGGAGCUCCCAUCACCAAGCGCCCCAACAUCUUCGGAGGUCUACUUACUACUGGAAUUGUGCUCUUCUCUGGAACGUGCUACACCGUGGCUUACCUUGAGGACAGGAAGUUCUCUUCACCAGCACCAAUUGGUGGCUUUGCAUUCAUCGCUGCCUGGGCCAGCCUGCUCUUCUGAUUGUAUCCGAGUCGUAGCCGGUGAAAACUAUGUUUACUCUACCCGAGGGUUUGUAUUUGUUGCUCUACUAGGUGAUGGUUGUACUGAUGUGCCACAAGUCUAGAAGAAUUGAAAUAAAAUAAUUCGCCUUGAUGUUUCACA